Myxozyma melibiosi is the source of this 2890-nucleotide messenger RNA. RefSeq names its product kinase-like domain-containing protein. NCBI's taxonomy places the organism in Eukaryota, Fungi, Ascomycota, Lipomycetes, Lipomycetales, Lipomycetaceae. The transcript has 4 exons. The coding region runs from base 181 to 2829 and encodes 882 amino acids. Gene Ontology annotation, molecular function: protein kinase activity; ATP binding. The record is from RefSeq and is a predicted model, not a curated record. Gene Ontology annotation, biological process: protein phosphorylation.
GCAAACAGUUGGCUGGAAUUAUAUCAGCGCAGCACCGGAUCCACAUAUUCGUCAUAUAUCUGCCUUUCCUUGUCUCUGUACCGCUUUUGUUUGGCUCUCGAGCUAUAGGAUUUAUUUUGCUUGCUGCUCUGCUGUGGCAGUAUUGGUAUUUGACUGCUGCUGUCGACAGACGUGACCGCGAUGUUUUCAAGUGCUAUAAAGUCACUGUCGUCGAAUAUAUCGUCUCACUACUCGGUCUCACAGCCAGCGGUUUUCCAAGCUGGUCCGUGGUCGGUGUUUGACGCAAAGCGAAGAAACACAGGAAAUCAAGUUUCCGUCUUUACGUUCGACAAACGAAAACUCGAGUCGCUUUUAUCCCGAGGAGGAGGCUCGAGCAGUACCCUACGACGCGAUGUCGAGGAGACGGUUGUGCGGUUACGCCAGGAAGCAAGCAUGCUAGCCAAGCUUCGCCAUCCUGCCGUGCUCGAGCUCGUCGAGCCCGUCGAAGAAGGCCGGUCGUCGAUCUCGUUCGUGACCGAGCGCGUGACUGCGUGUUUGACGUCGGUGAUUGAGCGCAAGGCGAGCGGACGGACGGGCUCGGACGACGAGGUCGAUGAGAUCGAGAUCCAGAAAGGGCUGCUGCAGUUGGCCAAGGGACUUGAGUUUUUGCAUUUCAGUGCCGGUAUUGUGCAUUUGGGUCUAGUUCCCGGUGCGGUGUUUGUUAACGCAAAGGGCGACUGGAAAAUCUCCGGGUUCGGCUUUGCGCAAGACUUUCGGACGCAGGGUACAUCAGAGUACUUUGUUUCACCUUACGAUUCGCGACUUCCAGCUUCGAUGCAGUUCAACAUAGACUACGCAGCUCCCGAGCUCGUGCUCGACCAUCUCCUUGAUCCUGCGAACGACAUGUUUUCUCUCGGCUGCAUCAUUCACGCUAUAUACUCAUCGCGCCCGCCGCUUGCUACAAACCAGAAUCCAUCGACUUAUCAGAACGUGGUUAAUCAGGCGCUGAGAAUAUCGAGGGACUCUCGAUUUCCCACCUACCUGUUUGAAGUCUUGCCACAGUUACUCACGCGGCGGCCAGCUGAGCGGAUGUCGUCGAGAGACUUUCAGAACUCAAAGUACUUUGACAAUAUCCUGGUCAACACGAUCCGAUUCUUGGACGCGUUCCCUGCCAAGACGACCUCCGAGCGCCAUGCGUUCAUGCGAGGACUUUCAAAAGUUCUUCGGCAGUUUCCAAACUCUGUGCUGCAGAAGAAGAUCCUGCCGAUUCUCGUGGACGAGCUGGAUAAGGACGAGUCGCUUGUAGGACCGAUCUUGACAAACGUGCUUGAGAUCGGGAAGGAUAUGUCGCAGCUUGGGUUUUGUACGAGGAUCCUGCCGAGUCUGAAGACGAUGCGGGAUUCUCCAGCAGGUCAGAUUGUGCUGCUUGACAAGAUUGCGAUAGUACAGUCUAAAGUGAACGGGACGCAGUUCAAGGACGAUGUGAUGCCGCUGGUAUACCAAGCCCUGUCGUCGCAGUCGCCGUCUGUUCAGGAAAAGGCGUUGAACGCGAUGCCGGUGAUCGCAAAGUCGCUUGAUUUCGCGACGAUCAAGAACGAGGUCUAUCCGCAGGUAGCAGGGGUGUUUUCGCACACCAACAGUUUGGCGGUAAAAGUCGCGUCGCUGCUGGCACUGUAUGGGUUGAUCAAGUCUGGGCUGGAUAAAUACACAGUGUCUGAGAAAUUGGUGCCGUUGCUCAAGGGGAUGAAGACGCGGGAGCCGACGGUUAUCAUGCAGGCGAUGCAGGUAUACGUGCCUAUUGUGCCGAUGGUUGACGUCUCUGUACUGGCGCUAGACGUGCUCCCUCACUUAUGGGCGAUGUCUGUCAGUCCGCUGCUGAAGGUUGAGCAGUUCAAGCGGUUUAUGGAACUGAUCCAUCAAGCGGGGGACAGGGUGGAGAAAGAGCAUUUGAGGAAGCUGGUGGAAAUGGAUCCUGACCAUGGACGAAGUCGGAACGGUGAUAUUUUGCCAAACACGGGCGACGAGGAGGCUGAUUUCGAAGCACUCGUGCUUGGCCGACAACCAGCCGCAGCUGCCACAGUAUCACCGGCUCGCGUGAACGGUGGCCACCAGCAGCCGGUUAGCAACAGGCUUGUGCCGAAUGACAACGAUGAAUUUAGUUGGAACGAAGAGGAAGAGGUACCUCCAAAGCCGGUCCCGAAGUCGAGUCGGAGCACUGCUUCGUCGUUUGGUGGCAUGAGGAGUCAGAGCGGUGGGUUGAAGCUGCAGCCCACGCGAACGCCUAUGAAUGCGAUACGUGCUCAGCAACAACAACAACAACAACAACAGCAGCAGCAGCAGCCUGUAUUUUCAUGGCAACAGAAACAACAGCAACAGCAGCCACAAACGUCACCAGUGCUGACACCAAAAGUCGUGUCGCCUCCAUCAAGACCGAAUCGCGUGCCGAGCAUGAGCGAGAGCAAUGUAUGGGCAAAUCCGUCCGCGACACCGGGUGCUGUGAGAACCACCUCGUUUGGAUCGGUGGGGUUGGUGAACGGGUCGGUAGCAGGCGGAGGAGGCGGGCUCACGCAGGCAUCGUUCAUUCAAGCGUUGACGCCGUCGACGACGACGUUGACGCCGACGAUGGCGAGCGCGACGGUGAAUACUCCGGACUUGAAUAAUCCAUGGACGUCUUCUGUCUCGUCGCCAACUGCUGUUAACAGCAGCGGUAGCGGUAGUUCGUUUCCUGCACUUGCGCCGCCGCCGAAGAGGACAGCUUCUGGGAGUGAGAGUUUUGGGUUUCCGCAGCUGGUGCCGCAGAAACCACCUGGACAGCAGAAUGGGUCGAGCGGGUAUGCUAGUUUACUGUAAUAUGUAGUGGUUUAUAGAGUAAUCAAGCAUUUUGCUUAGAAAUGAGUAUUUGCUUAGAACU